CUUCGGUGCCGUGGCUAAAUAAAAAUAAAGAUUGCGACAAUGUGAAUCGAUAGCCGAUUUCACAUUCGGUGAAAAGAAGGCAGCGUGGGAUUAAUAACGCGACGAUUUGCUCGGAAUGCCCCUGCAAAGUUUACCGGGUCCACGAUCGCCCCUUGCAUGUCAAAGGUCGUUCCAAGCUGCCGUGUUUAUGGCUCUGGAAGGAGUAGCCUGCUUCUGUGCUCGAGGCUACACGGCACCCAUCGAGAUUGCAUCUCUCUCUCGGUGCCUGGGCCACCCGGCAUCAAUCAGUUGUAUCGCUCACAACGACGAGAAGAUGCUCCAAUGUGAGAAAGAAUUCCACGAGGCGGCCAAACGGAAUGAUGUGGACGAAAUGGAGAAGCUGCUGAAGAAAGUCAAGGUGGAUGCUAAGAACAUGCGUGACCAAACGGCGCUGCACUUUGCGGCAGGGAGUGGCCAGGAGGACGCCGUCAAAUUGCUUCUGGAGAGAAAGGCGAACGUGGACAAGGCGGACAAGUACGGGAUGAACCCUCUGCUCAUAGCGGCUUGGUUUGGACACCUGGAGGUUCUCAAGCGCCUCGUGAAUGGUGGAGGGAGAGUCUCCAGCCAGAACAAGAAUGGCCUGAACAUUUUACACUGUGCUGCUCAAAGAGGACACGUUGAGACUGUUACAUAUACCUUGGAGUCCCUUGAAGACCUCGGCAUUGAGGGAAAAACCAACGCUGAGAAAACGCCGUACCUACUGGCGGCCGAAUACGGACAACUUGCAGUGCUCGAGCUUCUGAUGGAUUACAAGUGUGCACAGGACGUCAGCGAUGGGGAGAAAAACACCGCCAUUCAUCUUGCGGCAAAAAAUGGCCACAUGCUGUCGUUGGAGCAUUUGCUGGAGAAAGGCCCUGGGAGAACUCUGGACUUUGUCAACAGCCAGAAUAAUGGAAACACAGCCCUCCACCUGGCAGCAGAGGGAGGGCACCUGGAAUGUGUGCGGAUGCUGCUGGACUGUGAAGCGAUCUGCGAUAUCAACGCACUCAACAACGAGUCCAUGAACGCCCUUCAUAUGGCUGCCAAGCACGGCCACGAGCAGAUCGCCAAACUCCUCAUCGACGAGACCAUCGACAUCAAUGCGAUCAGCACGAAACAAGCCUCCCCGCUGCACCUGGCAGUUCAAAACAAUUACCCCAUCAUUGUGACCUUCUUGGUGGAAGCAGAGGCCAAUAUUAAUUUGGUUGACUGUAGGAAUCAGACAGCCCUGCACAUUGCAGCAGAAACUGGCUUCCAGGAAUCGGCAGACUUACUGUUGGCUGCUGGGACUGACUUGGCGGUAUUAGACAAGCAAAAGAAGAGCUGCCUGGAGGUGGCAGCCAGGGCUAACCAGGUCAACCUGGUGGACAUGAUCAUCAAAGCCGAUCGCUACUUCACUCGCAGAAAGCAAGAGGACGGCAACAACGAGGAGAGUGUCCUUGGAGCAGUCACGUUCCGUCCAGACCGACGAGCCGAGACGCAGCACCUGAGGUCCGUUCUGUGGGACCUGGCGAGGGACAAACUCCGGCCAGAGGAGUGGCAGCAGCUUGCCACACAUUGGAAAUUUACGGAGGCACAGAUUCAGGCCAUCCAGCAGCAGUGGGAAGGAAAAAAGACCUACAAGGAGCAUGCCCACCGCAUGCUGCUGGUGUGGCUGCAUGGAGUGCUGGAGUUCAACGAGAACCCAAUCAAGGCUCUGUACGAGGGGCUGGUUGGCAUUGGGCGCAGGGACCUGGCAGAUUUAAUGAGGAGAAAGGCACAUGAAGAACAUGUGGCAGGAAAGAAGUGUACAGUGUCGUGACAUUUGCAUCGUCGUUCAGCGGAAAGACAAUGAAGGCCACGCCUACUGAGAAAUAAUAAACACGCAACAGAUUAUGUAUUUUCAUAAAUGCCUAAUAACAAUAUUGCAUUGUUUACUUCAAUAUUUACAAGAAACGCAUACUUGUAGAAUGCACCAAAGUGCAUUAGCAUUGUACAUUGGAACUGGCGAGUAGGCAUUUUAUUAAUUACAUGCAAUGCAAUUGCCUGUGUAUCUGACCGGAUAUUGCAGUGAGGGAUUACAUAACUUUUAUAUUGCUCUAGUUUCUCCUAGACUUGUUUUCAUAUAUAGAGCAUAACUUUUAUUCAGUGGAAGCGCAGGUCAGGAUGAGAAGUUUCAACCAGAUUGGUGAAACCAACGUUUAGUUACUUGUUCAUGUUUACAUGUUGAACUUCUUGCGCGCACCGUACUUAGGCAACCGUGCUAAUCGGAGAUACAUGACACCAAUAUGGGACCUUUGUCCAAGAAUCAAAGUAUGAAAAUAUACGAAUAGGUUUUACUUUUAUUUUGCAAGGAAUAAAGCCUGCGUUUACCACAAGUACUCGUGGUGAACAUGCAAACAGACUAGACCCUAAAGAAGGCUGUCUCUGGUGUAGGCCAAUUAGUUUCAAAGACAAUAUAUAUAAUUAUCAGAGCAUGUUUGUUUGCAUGUUCACCACAAGCACGUGUGGUUAAUGCAGACUUGAUUCCUCGCAAAAGGUUUCUAUUUAGUGUUUGAACAUCUUAACGCCUGUUUUAUUACCAACGUGUAAAACCUAUUCUUAUUUUUAUACAUGACACGUCUGCAUUUUAUGCAGUAUAUACAUAACGAUAUCUAUAUUUUGGAUUAUUUACAUUUCUGUAGUAUAAUUUUUUUUAAACAAAUAUUGUAUAAGGCUCCAUCUUUGGCCUAUUGCAUUUCUCCAUCUAUCAUCUUCCAUAAAGCUGAGAACUAUUGAAGAUGCAAUGCACAUCUUUGUGUUGUCAAAUCUUUUUUCCAGCCUAUAUUUUUUUCUGUUGGUAUGGAUGUUCAAAAUUUACAGAAUUGAUUUAUUGCCUUAAGGCAAACUCAUGGGUUCCCAUUGUGUAAAGUUGAUCUAAACUACAAAAGGGCCACAUAUGCGGUGAUGUUGAGCUGGUGGCCUUCAUACGACUGAGGGCUUUUGUACAUCUAAUGCACACCUUUGUGUUGCUACGUCUACCUCGCUUUUGGCAAAAGUUUGGCUUUACAUAGACAUUGGCUACACUGAAUCCAGGUCAUCUUUCAAUCUUCCUUGUGUUCGUCUGGAAAAGUUGAAACUGCCUAAAUGAACACUUAAGUCAUCCUCACUCGCAAAGCGAGCCCUCAAUAUAUAGGGGUAUUUGUAUACUUGUGUGUACUAUACUGGAAAUGUCAUCAAUAUGCGGUUUCUGAAGCUACGGAUGCUGCUGCUCAAAAUUUUUUUGAAGGUAUUACUGAUGACAUUGGUGAUGGUCGUGGAGAUGGGAUUCGGGUGUGUAGUUGUGCCAAUAUUCACUGCACCAGGCAUCAAUUUCAUUUAGCGUUAACCUAAUGCUCAGAACAGGUACUAAUUCCCAGCCACAUCUAACACAAGUAGGAGGUGAAAUUGUAUUUAUUCCUGGGCCUCCCCGAAGGUCAAGUCAGAAUUAAAUCAGUGCCUGGUGCAGUGUCUCCUGGAGAGACAAAGGCAACCUGGUGGAGUAGUGGCCACACUACACCUGGUUAGUGAUCAGAGAUGUAACUCACAAACCGGCUGGGCUGUGAGAUAACCAUGUGACAGUACAACACAGAACUUUGUGUCAGUUAUUAUGGUUUCUUCCUGCAUCGUUUGCAUUGUUAUUCUGGUUUAUUCCUGCAUAUUUUGCAUUAUAUUCAUAUUCAAUACCGUCACCAACAGCAACAGAAAACACAAUAACAUAAUUAUAAAAGAUUUUUAUUUUUAUAGAAUCAUCCUUGUUUCCA
This is a messenger RNA of Lethenteron reissneri (Far Eastern brook lamprey), 3779 nucleotides long. RefSeq names its product ankyrin repeat and death domain-containing protein 1A-like. The record is from RefSeq and is a predicted model, not a curated record. NCBI's taxonomy places the organism in Eukaryota, Metazoa, Chordata, Hyperoartia, Petromyzontiformes, Petromyzontidae. Gene Ontology annotation, molecular function: protein binding. Gene Ontology annotation, biological process: signal transduction.